Messenger RNA from Coregonus clupeaformis (lake whitefish), 3649 nucleotides. RefSeq names its product sperm autoantigenic protein 17 (gene spa17). The record is from RefSeq and is a predicted model, not a curated record. Bases 123 to 2435 code for a protein of 770 amino acids. Gene Ontology annotation, molecular function: calmodulin binding. Lineage: Eukaryota; Metazoa; Chordata; Actinopteri; Salmoniformes; Salmonidae. The transcript has 7 exons.
CAAGUAUCAACACUCCGAUGUCAACUGUUGCUGAUGCAAAACAAAAGUUUUGCGAAGCUGUUUGAGGCAAAAUAACAUUAGCUAAAGUAACGCGUUAGCAGACCUGUGUUUGACCAAGGACGAUGUCUGUGCCUUUCUCAAACACUCACCUUCGGGUUCCACGUGGGUUUGGCAAUCUCUUGGAGGGGUUGGCUCGAGAGGUCCUGCGAGACCAGCCCAAAGACAUCCCCACCUUUGCUGCACUUUACUUCACUGCUCUUCUCAAAGAGAGAGAAGAGAGUGGCUUGGACCCCGCAGAGUGGUGUGCCAGGCUUGAGGACAGAUUCUACAACAAUCAUGCAUUCAAGAACUCACCGAAUCAAGUCAACACCAGUCCAGCUGAUGCAACUCUGAAGAUUUCUGAGAAAAAGGAUGAGCUGACUGAAUCUCAAACAGAAGAUGAAACUGGUAAUUUUGAGCCAGUUGGGAUUCCAUCUCCCACAAACUCAAACAUUGAUGUCUGUGAAGAUGUGCAGGGAACUGAAAGUCAAGGAAAAUAUGAAAUGGACAAUAUCACAGAUAAAUAUGUAAUUUCGAUGCAAAUGGAUCCCUCCUCAGAGCUGUCAGACAAUAGACUCACAGAUAUGGAUGCAGACACUGAAGAACAGAGUGAGACAGAGGAAGUAAAGGACGAGACAAGUGAUGUAUCCAAUAAAGGUAACAUGACAGGCGAAGAGAUGAAUGAAAGAGCUGCCAAAGAGGUAUGCAAGUCUGAACUUGAGCCCAGUGAGGACAUCUCACUCGGUGGACUUUCAAAUGUAGACGUAUGUGCUGAAGAACUGAGAAAGACUGAAGAGGGAGAAGAACAAACUUCUCAGGAAAUCAGCACUGGUGAUGAUGCAAUUCUUGGUAGCUCAAACGAAGAGAACCACAGUAGUGAAUUUGAACUUACUCAGGAAGUCUCAUUCACUGGACUUACCAAUGUAGAUGUAUGUGCUGAAGAACUGAGAGGGACAAAAGAGAGCGAGGAAGAAGGCACUGCAGAGGAUGGCCUCAGUGAAGGCUUCAAAGAUCAAGAUCUUGCUGAUGCUCAGGAGAGUUCAAUAUCGCUCAUGGUUGAAAUCAGUGGACCAUUAUCACCACAUUAUCAUCAAACUGAAUCCCCUGAACCUAUUCUACAGGAAACAACUGACAAUUCAGGGGGUGUUUCAGAAGAGGAAGGAAUAGAGAAUCUAAUUGUUUCCACAACAUAUACUGGGGAAACGCAUGAAGUUGCGCCCUCCAUUGAUGAUGCCUCCAGAAUCUUGUCAGAUGAUGAAAGUGUUUUAGGUGAUGAUGAAGAACAAAAGGAGGAAAGUCUAGUUCAGAUCAGCACUGAGGAGGUGCCUAAAACCCUUGAGGUCAAAAUGUAUGAACAGCAGCCAGAAGAGGAAGGUCCGGUCGAGGCUUCACAAACUGAGGCAGAACGACCAGAUGUUGUGUCUGAGGAUGCUGAGGAAGAAACAGGCCUUGUUGGACAUGAUACUCAAGACCUUGUUGAACCUAACACUGACAUCGAAGGGGAAGCGGAGGCAGUCACUGCUGAAGCUGAAGCUCAGAUAAAGGUAAUGGAGCAGGACGCUGCUGAUAUAGAAAUGGAACAAGAUUACAAAUCUGAUUCCAGUGAUUCAAGUGACGAGGAUGAGGAGAAACUGAGUAAGGUGAACGUCAGCACUCCUAAUCAGCAGGCCUCUGAAAUAGAGCAGAAACCAGAGGAUGAAACUGAUUAUGAGAACAAAUAUAUAAAUAAGAAGGAAAUGGGUGAAGACAUAUCUCAGCAGGAUUCUACUAAGAUAGAAAAUAAGCAAGAGAAUGAUGCUCCUCACAUCAAACAUGAUAACACGGAAAUGGGGGAAAAAUACAUUUCAAACACAUAUCAACAAGAUCCUUCAGCGAUACAGGGAGAAGCUGGUCAGGAGAACGAGGUUAGACCUGUAGAGCUGCAGCAAGAGGACGCUGGGAAAGAGACAGGGGACACAGCUGAGCAACAGGAGGAAACAGACGCAUUGGAGUACAGGGAAACUGAACUAAAAGGACUUGGCAAAGAGCACACAGUUACCCCAUUUCAGGACACAGAGCAAGCUGAUGACAACCCAGAGCACAUACCAGAGGGAGACAUAAAGGACAGCGUGGACAAGACUUAUGACAAGGAAGAAUGCAGCCAACCCCAGGAGGAGGAGGACAUCAUGGACAUACCUCUGGACGACCCCGAGGCCAACAAGGCAGCUGCAAAGAUCCAGGCUGGCUUCCGCGGUCACAUGACCAGGAAGAAGAUUAAGCCUGCUGACAAGCCUGAGGGGGAUGGGGAUGAGGAGGUGAGCAGCAGUGGUGAGGCCCUCAAUGGCAACCAGGGGGACACAGAAUCAGGAGGAUCAGAGGGAGUAGAGAGAGAUGACACAUCUGUGCCGGAACAGUGAAGCCUCUGACCUCGAUGAAGAGAAGAAGAAGAUGAAGAUGCAUGGCUGUGGCUGUACCUUUUUUUUCAGGAGGAGCAACUUUCUAUGUAACACAAAAUAGCAGUGUAUUAUCCCGAUUUUGGGACGCGUCAUUUAAUUUGUGAACUCUUUAACACUUUCCUGCUUCCAGUCCCAAUCCGUGUGGAUCGUCUUUGACCCAAAUUUGCAUCUCUCACUGCAUGUCCUUGUGAAACUUCUGGUAGUGUGCUAGUCUAGAAGAUAUGUGAAGCUGAUAAGUGUUUUCCCAUGCUAAAUGGGGCUAAUUUGAGUUGAAUAUAAAGGUUGUGUACAAUUAUGCAUUAUGAAUACACUUCAACCGCUGGAAUGCUUGUUUCUGUGUUGUUUCAAGUGCUUGUAUAAUUACUAUUUCAUUAUUUUUGGUGUACACAAUAUCGCUAAAAGGGAGGAAGAGACCCUAAUUGAUCAUUGUAAGGCAUAUUAUUUAAGUUGAUGAUUAAUUUAUUGUUAUCUAGAUUUGCAGUAUUUAAGUGUUGUGCACCAUAAUGAAUAAUGGAAUUACUUUCACGUAUUGGUCAGCAUCACCAUUUUCUCCAAAUUAGAUCUUCCAACACAGUAAGCAUGCAGUACAAUGUACUAUAGUUUAUUUGCAGAUAGUACAGUUUUAUCCUUAGAGAAAUGGAGUCAUAUCCUCUGCUCCUACAGUAUGUUUAUGGGUACAGAAUUUGUGUUUUAUAUAAACUGUUGAUCUAAAUCAGGUAUUAUCAUCAGGGGUUGGAACCAACAUUAUAUUUAAAUCAUUUCGUUCUGAACAUAACUAUUAUUUUGUUCUUUCUGUUCUGACCUGCAAGAUGAAGUUCUUAACUGGUUCUUACCCCCCAAAAAUACCAGUUUAUAUCGUUAAUUUCUGUUCCUUUUUUUUUUACAUUAGCUCGACAUUAAAUUACUUCACCAAUCAGUGCGGAUAGAGCAGCUUGCUAUGGAGCAGGCAAGCUGUAGUUGUUUUAGCAUAGACAGCCGAUAGUGCAUGGGCGCUACCUGCUGCGUAGGCUACAGUUGUUUACAUGCGCGAUAGACGGGCAAGUGUAUGGCGUGAGAUGAGACUGAUAUUUUGCAGGUGGGGAGAGAGCGAGAGAUGGUGGAUGAGGAGGCUUGGCUUGAAGCGCUGGGCAUUGUUAUGACAUCUGAAUUAGGCCCACAGAAUUAUACCUACGGAG